Notolabrus celidotus (New Zealand spotty) is the source of this 4924-nucleotide messenger RNA. RefSeq names its product netrin-1-like. The coding region runs from base 110 to 2089 and encodes 659 amino acids. The record is from RefSeq and is a predicted model, not a curated record. The transcript has 9 exons. Gene Ontology annotation, molecular function: protein binding. Lineage: Eukaryota; Metazoa; Chordata; Actinopteri; Labriformes; Labridae.
CCUCUGCUGACCACAUUCAACAGGUCCACAGACGCCAAAGAUGAGCCAGACAGUAGUAUCAGUGUAUCAAUAACUGGCCUUUUACAGCUGAAGAACAUGCAGUUGCUGUAUGCGCCAUCACCAAUGCCAUUACGAUUUGAAGAAACAAACAUCUAAACAGGAGGAGCUGGGACUGAAGGAAAGUCUCAACGUACAUCGCCGCUAUUUGGAUAUCUUUCUAAGUCAUUUUCAGCGGCAGACACACUCGGGGACCAGCAGGACCUUUACCAUGACACGGGCUGUGGAUGCUGCUCUGACUGUUCUGCUCGCCGUGUCCCUCUCGUGCCCGAGCGUCCUCGGCGGUUACGGGAUGAGCCUGUUUGCGGCGCAGACCUCCCCCCCGGACCCCUGCUACGACGAGCACGGCAACCCGCGGCGCUGCAUCCCGGACUUCGUCAACUCCGCCUUCGGGAAGGAGGUGAAGGUGUCCAGCACCUGCGGCAAAGUGCCCAGCCGCUACUGCGUGGUCACCUCAGCGGAGAAAGGAGACGAGAGGACCAGGAACUGUCACACCUGCGACGCCUCGGACCCCAAGAAGUACCACCCUCCCGCCUACCUUACGGACCUCAACAACCCGCACAACCUCACGUGCUGGCAGUCCGAGAACUUCAUCCAGUACCCGCAAAACGUCACCCUGACUCUGUCCCUUGGGAAAAAGUUUGAGGUGACUUAUGUGAGCCUGCAAUUCUGCUCUCCUCGGCCUGAAUCCAUGGUGAUUUAUAAGUCCAUGGACUAUGGGAAAACGUGGGUCCCCUUUCAGUUCUACUCCACACAGUGCAGAAAGAUGUACAACAAGCCGAACAGGGCCGUGAUAACCAAGCAGAACGAGCAGGAGGCCGUGUGCACGGACUCGCACACCGACAUGUAUCCUCUGACCGGCGGCCUCAUCGCCUUCAGCACGCUGGAUGGAAGACCCUCCGCGCACGACUUCGAUAACUCUCCGGUGCUGCAGGACUGGGUCACAGCCACGGACAUCAAAGUCAUCUUCAGCAGGUUGCACACUUUCGGAGAUGAGAAUGAAGACGACUCGGAGCUGGCCCGGGACUCGUACUUCUACGCCGUGUCAGACCUACAGGUGGGGGGGAGAUGCAAAUGCAAUGGACACGCGUCCCGGUGCGUAAAGGACCGGGAUGGGAGCUUGGUGUGUGAGUGCAAGCACAACACUGCCGGACCCGAAUGCGACAGGUGCAAACCUUUCCACUACGACAGACCAUGGCAGAGAGCUACUGCGCGGGAGGCCAACGAAUGCGUGGCCUGCAACUGUAACCUGCAUGCCCGACGGUGUCGCUUCAACAUGGAGCUGUACAAGCUGUCGGGAAGGAAGAGUGGAGGAGUCUGCCUCAACUGUCGCCACAACACAGCCGGACGGCACUGCCACUACUGCAAGGAGGGCUACUACAGAGACCUGUCCAAACCCAUCUCACACAGAAAGGCCUGCAAAGCAUGUGAUUGCCAUCCCGUGGGUGCUGCUGGCAAAACCUGUAACCAAACCACAGGACAAUGUCCCUGUAAAGACGGCGUGACUGGUAUCACGUGCAACCGCUGCGCUAAAGGCUACCAGCAGAGCCGCUCGCCCAUUGCCCCCUGCAUAAAGAUUCCUGUUGCACCUCCUACAACCCCGUCAAGCAGUACAGAGGAGCCAACAGACUGUGACUCUUACUGCAAGGCAUCUAAAGGCAAAUUGAAGAUCAACAUGAAGAAGUACUGCAAGAAAGAUUAUGCUGUCCAGGUGCACAUCCUGAAGGCAGACAAAGCUGGCGAGUGGUGGAAGUUCACCGUCAACAUCAUCUCCGUCUACAAGCAGGGGGAGAGCCGCAUCCGUCGCGGGGACCAGUUCCUGUGGGUGCGUGCUAAAGACGUGGCCUGCAAGUGUCCCAAGAUCAAGCCGGGGAAGAAGUACCUGCUGCUGGGGAACGACGAGGACUCCCCCGGGCAGAGCGGGGUGGUGGCAGACAAAGGCAGCCUGGUUAUCCAGUGGAGGGACACAUGGGCACGCAGGCUCAGGAAGUUCCAGCAGCGCGAGAAGAAAGGCAAGUGCAAGAAGCCAUAGGAGGGGAAGCAGACCGGAGAGGGAGAGGAAAAGCUGAGCGGGUCAUUUUAAAAAAAAGAGAGAGAAAGUGAGGCCGAUGGAGGACCACGGACAGACAAGAGACUGUUUAUGUCGCUGCUUUUUUGUGUAGAAGCAUGAAGAGAAUUAUUUAGGAUGACUUGUUUUUAGUGAACUUUUGUUGAAGGAGCUCACCUUGCAGAUUUGGUUUUAUGGUUUAUUUUACUUUUUUGUCUCUCUUGUGGAUUUGCCGAAUUUGCACCUAUUACCAGCAUAUAAAGUUAUUUGUGUUUCUUUAUCUCAGUAUGACAUCAUUAUAUUUUUAUGAUUUAAUUUUAUGGACAUUUACUGCUGGUUCAAAAAUGACACAGAUAAAGCCACUUAAUAACCACUGCAGUUUUUUCUCUGCAUGGAUUUUCUUUUUGUUUUCAGAGCGUAGAAGCGGGCUUGUUUCAUCAAAAGUCUUCACUGAUCUGAUUUGAGGCAGAAAUGUUUCCUCUGUUAAGAAAUGUGCCAUAAAAACUUCUUCUUCUUUUUUUUUGGUUACAGGAAUUCAUAGGACAUUUAUCUGUCAAUGUAGUUGACAAAUUCAGGUUGAUCUGCGACUUUGGAAAAACAUGAAAUGUGUUAUCCUACAAUAAUAGCUUUUACAUAUUUAAAAUAUCGUGGUGGAUAAAACGAAAUAUUGACUGAAACAUUUUGGCCUGAACAAUGUUUUUAAUCCUCGUCAUAGCCCUCCUAUCUUUACUGAUUACAUUUUGGUGCUUCAGUAUUUGAACAAACCUGCAUGUGAACUCUUUUCAUUGGAGACUGACGUAUUCAGUUCACUAUCUGGUGCGGCUGCAGUUAAAACUAUUGUGUUUUUGAGGAGGACAGACAGCAUUUAAAAAACGCUUUACUUCACCUUCAGUGCUUACACUUGCGAUUUUUUUAAUUCCACAACUCCACCAGGAGGUUACCACCAACUCACUUAAGGACACGCUAAUAGUAUUAGUGAUUAUUAUGGGAAUACUUUGGAGCGAUUAAAAAAAAUCAUAAGAUUUACAGGGAUCAAGGUUAAAAUUUAAAAACUAACAUGGAUUUGGUAAUGGCUAAAAAAAUAAAUUAUGAAUGUUAUCUAGCUUUAUUUGAUUUGAGCUACAUGUUUGACUUAAUUUACUCUUUCCACCACAAAAUGAUAAGAUCUGUAAAAUCACCCAUCGUAGAUUACUGUGGAGAGUGAAAUGCAACAUUAGUGCCGUGUAGGUUGAAGUGCGGUAGGAACGUCAUGUUCUCAGAUGACACUGACAAAGAUGUGUGCAUAUAAAUAUUUCACAAGUGCAACAAUGCAGAUUUUUGUGUUAUUACAAAUGUAUACUUUUACACCAGCAAUGAAAAAGCUCUACUUUGUAUAGUGUGUCAAAAUGUAUCUUAAAGACAAAGACACAUCCUUUAAUUGGACCUCUGUGUGUCACUGCAGUGCCGUUGGGUUAGAUGGCUGCAGUUUUAAUGUGGAGCGACAUAUUGAAGAUGUUCUGGUAAACUCUGAAACCUGAAAAUGUUAAACCAUAGAAGAGAAAAGAAAAGUAUUUCCUUACCUCAUGGGGUACAGCAGUGAAUCCUAAAUGUAAACUUCAUCACAAACAAAUAGUUAAGUUGGUGUAUUUCUCGAGUUCCACCUCACACCGGCUCAUUUUCAUCUAGAAUAAAACCUACAGUCCUUUGAGGAAGCAGUUAAAUACCGUCAGAGUCCACACAUACUCUGUUUGCAAAUACAAUGCAUGACUGUACAUUCUCUAAAAAAAGGACACUCAGGAGCUGCAGUGUCCCAUUGACCUGUCACGUUAAUUCUCUUCACUUCCACACUUGCACAGGAAGAAAUGUGCUGAAUUGCAAUCACUUGGUGCUGCUUGACUCAAACCACACUGCUCAUUUCAUUUGUGUGCAGUUCAAGUUGGAUUUCUCAGAGGAAUGCGUGGUAAAAACACAGCUCAGGUUUGUGAAAACUCAGUGUGUGUAAUGUAUCAUAAAGCGGGGUUCCAUUCAGUCCAUCCUGGAGCACAUGUUUGCCGUUGAUGGUGUUUGCUGUUUUACAAGAUUAUAUUUAACACCUUUGAGUGCAAGUAGAAAAAAAACACUUGAAAGAGUUUUAAGAUCUGCUCAAGACACAUGGUUUUCAUCUCGUGGACGCUUGACUUCCUUUGUUUAGAUGACAAUAAUUUCCAGGAAUUUUCUAAAUGGACUGAAUCGCCUCAUUGAUGAUGAAAAUAAACCAUCAAAUUUAAAUUGAUUAAAAUUAAUAAAAUGUUUUAUUUCCACCAUAAUUCUCCCUGCUUCUCCAGUAUCACUGAUGACAUCACACGUUUUCAAUGUUCCUCUGUUUCAUUUUGAAAUCUGAAACGCAACUCUCCAUGACAGUGUUUCUGUGUUUGCCACAAUGUAAUCUGUAAUCUCACCUCUAUAAUCUGUGUAGCCUCAUGCUGUAAAUUUUACAUCCGUCUCCUGAGCAAUGGUUUGACAAGCUUCCUGUUGAAUCGCUACACACAUACACCUGUCAAAGCAUUGCUUUGUGUUCAUACUAUGAAUUGUAAAUGUUGUUUAGUUGUCACCAUUGCCAAGACUUUUUGCAAUGUUGUUUUACAAUGCGUACUAAUAUAUUAUGGUUCUUAUAUAUGAAUAUAUUUAAUGACACAAGACAUUGUGGAUUUUAUUGUCUUUUACAACUUUUUUUUUGUACUUUAUUUGUGGUCGUUUAGAUUGUUGCCAUUAAAGAAGGAAAUAAUAACUACUGAACACACCAACCUGGUAGAACUAAAUUCAGACUUUCGGUUGAAAUAAACUCUUGUUACAUUGAAAAUA